AUGAAAGUCUGGAGGGUCCAGGUGAAGGAAUUCAAACGUGAGGUGGAGCGCCAGAAGAAACUCAGAUGGCAGGAAAGGAAGGCUGAGCAAGCAGCAAUGGACAUGAAGAGCUGCUGGAGCUCCAUGCAAAAACUCAAGCGUUCAAUGAGAGCGAAGCCGCCAAGAUUCUCGAGACUUGAAACAGAAGCCUUGGUUAGCUGGUGGGAAGCACAGUACUCCUCCGAUGAUUCGGGUCCCCUCCCUUCACUUAGAGAAUGAAAUCCACCCGAACGAGCUGAAGUAGAGACAGCCAUCAAAAGCUUAGGGAAUGGCAAAGCAAUAGGAAAUGACGGAGUGCCGGCUGAGCUGAUCAAGUAUGGUGGAGAGGCAGUAAUAGAUUUUGCUACCCUCCUCAUACAGAAGAUCUGGCUAGCUGGUGCUCUGCCAGAUGGCAUGAAAAGCGCAUGCGUUGUCCUCAUCCCCAAGAAGCCUGGGUCUAAGCAACCCGAAGACAUGAGGCCAAUCACAAUUCUCAACUCUCUUUAUAUUUGAUAAAAUUAUAA
This is a messenger RNA of Blepharisma stoltei, 542 nucleotides long. NCBI's taxonomy places the organism in Eukaryota, Ciliophora, Heterotrichea, Heterotrichida, Blepharismidae. The record is from the annotation of a GenBank genome assembly.